This is a messenger RNA of Sorex fumeus (smoky shrew), 2445 nucleotides long. It is a transcript of the gene CAPN3, whose product is annotated as calpain 3. Gene Ontology annotation, molecular function: calcium ion binding; calcium-dependent cysteine-type endopeptidase activity. The transcript is spliced from 24 exons. The record is from RefSeq and is a predicted model, not a curated record. Gene Ontology annotation, cellular component: cytoplasm. Bases 1 to 2445 code for a protein of 814 amino acids. Gene Ontology annotation, biological process: negative regulation of apoptotic process; proteolysis. NCBI's taxonomy places the organism in Eukaryota, Metazoa, Chordata, Mammalia, Eulipotyphla, Soricidae.
AUGCCGACCGUCAUCAGUCCGUCCGUGGCCCCCCGGACAGGGGCUGAGCCCAAGUCUCCAAGACCUGUUCCCUGCCCAGUCGAGAACAAGACCACCGAGGCUGGCGGGGGUAACCCAAGCGGUAUCUACUCAGCCAUAAUCAGCCGCAAUUUUCCUAUCAUCGGAGUGAAAGAGAAGACAUUUGAGCAGCUCCACAAGAAAUGUCUCGAUAAGAAGGUUCUGUAUUUGGAUCCUGAGUUCCCCCCAGAUGAAACCUCUCUCUUUUAUAGCCAGAAGUUCCCCAUCCAGUUUGUCUGGAAGAGACCUCCGGAGAUUUGUGAGAAUCCCCGGUUUAUCAUUGAUGGAGCCAACAGAACUGACAUCUGCCAAGGAGAUCUAGGGGACUGCUGGUUCCUCGCAGCCAUCGCCUGCCUGACCCUGAACGAGCACCUGCUUUUCCGCGUCAUACCCCAUGACCAGAGUUUCACUGAGAACUAUGCAGGCAUCUUCCACUUCCAGUUCUGGCGCUAUGGAUACUGGGUGGACGUGGUUAUCGAUGACUGUCUGCCAACUUACAACAAUCAGCUGGUCUUCACCAAAUCCAACCACCGCAAUGAGUUCUGGAGUGCUCUCCUGGAGAAAGCUUAUGCAAAACUCCAUGGUUCCUAUGAAGCUCUGAAAGGUGGAAACACUACAGAGGCCAUGGAGGACUUCACAGGAGGGGUGACAGAGUUUUUUGAGAUCAAGGAUGCCCCCAGAGACAUGUACAAGAUCAUGAGGAAAGCCAUCGAGAGAGGCUCCCUUAUGGGCUGCUCCAUUGAUGAUGGCACCAACAUGACCUAUGGAACUUCUCCCUCUGGGCUGAAAAUGGGAGAGUUGAUUGCGCGGAUGGUGAGGAAUAUGGAUAAUGCACAACUUGGAGACUCAGACCUCCUCCCAGAUGACAGAGCUACACGGACAGUUGUUCCGGUUCAGUAUGAGACAAGAAUGGCCUCUGGCCUUGUGAAAGGUCAUGCAUACUCAGUGACGGGGCUGGACGAGACUCUGUUCAAGGAUGAGAAAGUGAAACUGGUGCGUCUGCGGAACCCCUGGGGCCAGGUGGAGUGGAACGGUGCCUGGAGCGAUGGUUGGAACGACUGGAGCUUUGUGGACAAAGAAGAGAAGGCGCGUUUGCAGCACCUGGUUACUGAGGAUGGCGAGUUCUGGAUGUCCUACGAUGAUUUCAUCUACCAUUUCACAAAACUGGAGAUCUGCAACCUCACAGCCGACGCCCUGGAGUCUGACAACCUCCAGACCUGGACAGUGUCUGUGAAUGAGGGCCGCUGGGUGCGGGGCUGCUCCGCUGGGGGCUGCCGCAACUUCCCAGACACUUUCUGGACCAACCCCCAGUACCGCCUGAAGCUGCUGGAGGAAGACGACGACCCUGAGGACUCUGAGGUGAUCUGCAGCUUCCUAGUGGCCCUGAUGCAAAAGAACCGGCGCAAGGACCGCAAGCUAGGGGCCAAUCUCUUCACCAUUGGCUUCGCCAUCUAUGAGGUCCCCAAAGAGAUGCAUGGGAACAGGCAGCACCUGCAGAAGGAUUUUUUCCUGUACAAUGCCUCCAAGGCCCGCAGCAGAACCUACAUCAACAUGCGGGAAGUGUCGGAGCGCUUCCGCCUGCCUCCCAGCGAGUACGUCAUCGUGCCCUCCACCUACGAGCCCCACCAGGAGGGAGAGUUCAUUCUCCGGGUCUUCUCAGAGAAGAGGAACCUUUCUGAGGAUGUUGAAAACACUAUCUCCGUGGACCGUCCAGUGAAAAAGAAGAAAGCCAAGCCCAUCAUCUUCGUUUCGGACAGAGCAAACAGCAACAAGGAACUGGACACAGAGGAGGGCAAAGACAAAACAAGCCCCGAUAAACAAGAGAAAUCCCCACAGAUGCGACCUGAUAGCUCUGAACAGGAGAGUGACGAGCAACAGCAGUUCCAGAACAUCUUCCGGCAGAUUGCAGGGGAGGACAUGGAGAUCUGUGCCGAUGAGCUCAAGAACGUCCUUAACACUGUGGUGAACAAACAUAAAGACCUGAAGACGCUGGGCUUCACUCUGGAGUCGUGCCGCAGCAUGAUUGCGCUCAUGGAUACGGAUGGCUCUGGGAGACUGAAUCUGCAAGAGUUCCAUCACCUCUGGAACAAGAUUAAGGCCUGGCAGAAAAUUUUCAAAUGCUAUGACACAGACCAUUCUGGCACCAUCAACAGCUAUGAGAUGCGCAAUGCAGUCAAUGAUGCAGGGUUCCACCUCAACAGCCAGCUCUACGACAUCAUCACCAUGCGGUAUGCGGAUAAACAAAUGAACAUCGACUUCGACAGCUUCAUCUGCUGCUUUGUCAGGCUGGAGGGCAUGUUCAGAGCCUUCAAUGCAUUUGACAAGGAUGGAGACGGGAUCAUCAAACUCAACGUUUUAGAGUGGCUGCAACUCACCAUGUAUGCCUGA